GGGCCGGCUCAGAAGGCGAUGGCAGAGAUGCAUAGCUCAGAGGAACCAGGUGGCUAUGAGAAGUUGUUUGGGGACCAGGGCUUGCAUGAGAAACACGCUUCGUUGUUCGGGACCUUGCGGCAACGGUGGUCAGGAUGUCUGUCCUAAAUUUCCUUAUCUCUGUUGUUACUGUUGGUCACGUCUUUGAGUUUGUUCUUGCUCCUGGUCAUCAUCCUGAUACAAGCUGUUGCUGCUCAUCAAAUACAGUCGAGUCUGGAGGGGAUCCGUGAACAGGUGGCUCAGAUGAACAUCACCCUGACCGCCUUGUGCUACCCCUGCCCGCGGGGCUGGGAGCAUUUUGAGGAGAGCUGCUAUUUCUUCUCUCGCUCCCAAAAGACCUGGGAAGCAUCCGUGGCUGCCUGUCAGAACCUGAAGGCUCAAUUGGUGAUCAUCAAUAGUGAGGCAGAGGAGAGGUUUCUGCAGGCUUGGGAAGUCAGGAAUAAGAAACGCACCUGGAUUGGCCUCAGCGACCAGCACCACGAGGGGUCCUGGCAUUGGGUGGACGGGACCCCCCUCCAGCUCAGCUUCUGGAAUGAGGGGGAGCCCAACAAUAUCUCGGAGGAAGACUGCGCAGAGUAUUUCGUGGACGGCUGGAAUGACAGCUUGUGUCACCUGGAGAAAGCGUGCAUCUGUGAGAAGGCCUCCAGUCCCUGCCAGCCGCUCUGAGGUCCCGCCUACAAUCCGGCGGCCACGCCCACAAAACAGACAAUGGCCACGCCCACAAACCCAGAGGCCACGCCCAGAAAGAGGCUCCGCCCACACUCCAGAGGUCCCACCCACUG
This is a messenger RNA of Erinaceus europaeus (western European hedgehog), 821 nucleotides long. Its product is annotated as CD209 antigen-like. The record is from RefSeq and is a predicted model, not a curated record. NCBI's taxonomy places the organism in Eukaryota, Metazoa, Chordata, Mammalia, Eulipotyphla, Erinaceidae. The coding region runs from base 283 to 705 and encodes 140 amino acids. The transcript is spliced from 7 exons.